Molecule: messenger RNA, 1284 nt
Organism: Ectocarpus siliculosus
Lineage: Eukaryota; Phaeophyceae; Ectocarpales; Ectocarpaceae
Source: the annotation of a GenBank genome assembly
AUGUUUGCCCUGUACGUCGACGUCAUCACAAGGAGGAUCAAGCAAGAUCCUUGCGGGCAGAACAAGCACUGGUCGCCGCAGUACUGCCACUGCUCGCUGGACGUGACUGCUCCCGUCUUCCGCAUCGUGGGGUGGGCCAACAUGACGGAGGUGGCCUCGGCGGCAAUCGUGCCCUUCGCCUCCUCCCCCGCACGCGGCCUGGAGAUAAAGGAGUUCCUCGUGGACAGGAUGGACACCAACCACGAGAGACAUGGGAAGAAGACCAGCGCAGGGAGUCGCUCGCAGGAGGCGUAUACCACGGAAGCGCUCCAGGCAGUUCAUGAAGCUUACGCCAAAGACUACGAGCUGUUCUCGCAGUAUUGGGACGAAAAUAACUGAAGAUUGAGGCGGCGCCGGGGAGGCAAGGAUAUUGACCGAAACGCCACGUUUUGUUGUGAAGAUCUCUCAGAUCAGGGUAACGUCAGGAGUCCUUCAUGCUGUCUCCGCGAAAGUCUGAAUAAAGGUCAAAUACCGCUGACGCUGCGCUGUGGGGAUAGAUGUAUUCCUUCGCCAGCGUCGAUCAGUUUGCUCUUUUUGAGGGGGUUGUUUCCCUGAUGAUGAUUUUGUUGAAGCAAUACCGCCUACUUCGAAAGUUCUAUGGAGAAGGGUCACCGUUGGGAGGACAUGACUUCCCCGCUCUGACUCAACUACCCCAGAAUUUGGGUGGUCGUUUGAAAAUUGCGCAGCGGAAUCCGUGUUGGUUACCGUACAGGAUUUUUUUCACAGGUCCUGUAAACGUUUGUCCAUGUGUUCUAGAUAUCUUAAGUUUUAAGGAGGCUUUUCUCGGGUAGCGAUGAGUUGAAGCACUAAAUACCCCCUCAUAGCGCAGGCAGCACAUGCCUGCGUAUGAGUCAAGUCUCUCCACGCAGUCAAAUUUGUUGGCAGAGCUGUCGUAUCAGUAAGACCGGGCUUGUCCAAGAGUGGUGGGGGAAGGGAGGGCGAUGGCCAUAAACAAGAGGAGUUUGUGCAUCGUCGAAGGACGAAACUUGAUCCAUAUAUGUAUCAUAUGGAUGUUGUUUGUGCGUUUCACGAAGGUCAACGUUGCGAGCGGGGCGUGUUAACGGUACGAGGCCAAACCCACCCGCAAAAGAAAAAUUCGAGAAAAGUGCACUGCUGUAGCUUGUAGAAGAGCGGGUGUUUUCCCUUCAACGGAGUGCGAGCACUUGCGUUGUGCACGAAAAUGUUUUCUUGCAUCUUCUGCACGCGUCGUUUGUCUUGCAGAGUCAACAUUCUGUCGGUUUUUCU